AGGACGGACGCUUGCUUAAAUUGUGGAGAUUCACUUCUCUCAUUUCUCUUUGUCACCUUGCCUCCAUCUGUUUUUUUUUUUCUCUCCAGUGGACAGACGGACGCUCCUCAUCAUCACCUUCAUCACCUCCACCACCCUCCUCCUCCUCCAGCUGUGGGACUGUGUCGGACGGAUGAUGGGAUGAUAGAGACUAACAGAAAGUUGCAGUGUGUGUUUGUGUGUGUGUAUGUGUCGUCCUGUAGUGUGAUCAGAUUGGCUGAUUGAUCACCCAAAGUUAACAUCCCACUCAUGAAUUCUUUCCAUCAUCACCAUAGUGACCGGCGACCUUGGCGGCAGCGGCGGUUUCCACACAAUGUUUUGAGACUUUAAAGCUCAUAAGGCUUGUUACCGUAGCGACCAGGAUGCAGGUGUCCAUAGCAUGUAAUGUUGGCGGGGGCGGCAGUGGUGGCGGCGGGGCCAGCGAGCACCCGCUGAAGGAGCGGCGGGUUGCGAUGAACACCAGCAGCGCCCCCACCUGUCAGUCAAAGGUCAGGGCGGAGCCAGUCAACAGGACCACCCUGUUAGGCCACGCCCAUAUGAAGGAAGCCCUUGGUCGUCAUAGCAACAUGAAGUACAGGAAUCUUGGUAAAUCUGGGCUGAGAGUGUCGUGCUUAGGACUGGGAACAUGGGUGACGUUUGGCUCUCAGAUCUCUGAUGAGAUGGCGGAGAGUGUGAUGACAGUGGCGUACGACAGUGGAGUGAACUUGUUCGACACAGCAGAGGUUUACGCCUCAGGGAGGGCGGAGACGACUCUGGGGAACAUCCUGAAGAAGAAAGGCUGGAGGAGGUCCAGUUAUGUGGUGACCACUAAGAUCUACUGGGGAGGACAGGCAGAGACAGAGCGAGGGUUGUCACGGAAACACAUCAUUGAAGGUCUGCGUGGAUCUCUCUCCAGGUUACAGCUGGACUACGUGGACAUCGUCUUCGCCAACAGGAGUGACAUCAACGCACCCAUGGAGGAAGUUGUUCGUGCAAUGACCUUUGUGAUUGAUCAGGGUAUGGCCAUGUACUGGGGAACAUCCCGCUGGAACGCUGUGGAGAUCAUGGAGGCAUACUCUGUGGCCCGACAGUUUAACCUGGUUCCUCCGGUGUGUGAACAGGCAGAGUAUCAUUACUUCCAGAGAGACAAAGUGGAGCUGCACCUGCCUGAACUUUACCACAAGAUAGGUGUUGGAGCCAUGACCUGGUCCCCUUUAGCCUGCGGCCUGCUGACGGGCAAAUACAACGAGGGAGUCCCUGAAAGCUCCAGGGCCAACAUGAAGGGUUAUGCGUGGCUGAAGGAGCGUCUCUGCAGUGACGAGGGGAAGAAGCAGCUCAGUAAAAUCAAAGAUCUCCACCUGCUGGCCGACAGACUGAACUGCACUGCUGCUCAGCUCGCUAUAGCGUGGUGUCUCCGUAGUGAAGGUGUCAGCUCGGUUCUUCUCGGAGUUUCCAACACAGAGCAGCUGCUGGAGAAUCUCGGUUCUAUCAGGGUUCUGACUCAGCUGACUCCACCCCUCAUUGCUGAGAUGGAUGCGUUGCUGGGCAACAAGCCACGAAACAGCAAAAAGGAGGCGAAGAGUUGAGGAGGAGGAAAAAGAAACUUUGAACAAAUAAUCAGAAAACUGGGCAAACGAGAUGGAAGGAGAGAAGGACACAAAAAGGGACACAAAGAAGGACAUGUGGAUCAAUAAACAAUAUUUAUUCUUCA
Messenger RNA from Epinephelus fuscoguttatus (brown-marbled grouper), 1729 nucleotides. RefSeq names its product voltage-gated potassium channel subunit beta-3-like. Lineage: Eukaryota; Metazoa; Chordata; Actinopteri; Perciformes; Serranidae. Gene Ontology annotation, cellular component: membrane; voltage-gated potassium channel complex; cytoplasm. The transcript is spliced from 14 exons. Gene Ontology annotation, molecular function: potassium channel regulator activity; transmembrane transporter binding; voltage-gated potassium channel activity. Gene Ontology annotation, biological process: potassium ion transport; transmembrane transport; regulation of potassium ion transmembrane transport. Bases 402 to 1604 code for a protein of 400 amino acids. The record is from RefSeq and is a predicted model, not a curated record.